UGAAUUAGUUCCUCAUAUAGUUAAAUCUCAUAUCAUGUCAACUAUAAUUCUCUUGUUGUUACUGUGUGCAAUAGCUCCUGUAGUGGCAGAGAAUGCUGCAACUGAUAUAACCAAUCAGGCUGAUGCAACGAAGUACCUGAUACAGUUUGGUUACCUACCAUCCAUAAGUAGAUCAUCUUCUAACAUCUUGGCAGAGGCAAUAGUUGACUACAGAGAAGCCAUAAAAACAUUCCAGAGAUAUGCUUAUCUCUCACAAUCUGGUGAAAUAGAUUCUGCCACAAUAGCAAUGAUGAACAAGCCCAGAUGUGGUUUACCAGACAGAGCUUCACAGAGUCAACGACAAAAGAGAUAUGCAACUCAAGGUAGUUGGCCCCGUCGAAGAAUUACAUACAAGAUAUGGAAUUAUACUCCAGACCUACCAAGAUCACAAAUCAAUCGAGACUUUGCGAAUGCAUUCAAGGUUUGGGCUGAUGUCACAAAUCUAAGUUUCCAACAAGUCUAUACAAACAAUGCAAAUCUCAACAUUAAGUUUGUGUCAUUUGAUCAUGGUGAUGGAUUUCCUUUUGAUGGACGAGGAAAAGUACUUGCCCAUGCUGCACUUCCUCAAAAUGGACUUAUCCAUUUUGAUGAGAGUGAAAAAUGGACUGCAAACUCCAAGAAAGGUAUAAACCUUUACUGGGUGGCAGUUCAUGAAUUUGGACACUCCUUGGGAAUGCAGCAUAGCACUGUAAGGGAUGCUGUGAUGUAUGCUUAUUACGGAGGAUAUCAGCCUAACUUGCAGUUACACACAGAUGACAUCCAAGGCAUUCAAAGUAUAUAUGGUCAUUCAAGUAGAACAACUAACGGUACAAGUACAUGGGGAAGAUGGGGUACAUGUUCAAAGACAUGUGGUGGGGGAGUUCAAAGAAGAUCACGCUCAAUAUCUGGUGUCACUACAAGUCAAACA
Molecule: messenger RNA, 946 nt
Organism: Owenia fusiformis
Lineage: Eukaryota; Metazoa; Annelida; Polychaeta; Sabellida; Oweniidae
Source: the annotation of a GenBank genome assembly